This is a messenger RNA of Tribolium castaneum (red flour beetle), 2509 nucleotides long. RefSeq lists its product as uncharacterized. Bases 282 to 2402 code for a protein of 706 amino acids. Gene Ontology annotation, cellular component: nucleus; Sin3-type complex. The record is from RefSeq and is a predicted model, not a curated record. Gene Ontology annotation, molecular function: transcription corepressor activity; protein binding. Gene Ontology annotation, biological process: negative regulation of transcription by RNA polymerase II. The transcript is spliced from 7 exons. Lineage: Eukaryota; Metazoa; Arthropoda; Insecta; Coleoptera; Tenebrionidae.
GCGCUGCUCGGUCGGUAAGUCGGUAAAAGUGACAGCUCGCGGCAAACACUGUCAAAAACCUGCCAAACGUUUUAUAAAUAAGCGUAAAAAUUCAAGUGUUAUUAAUGAAUUUAUCUCAACCGAUUGAUCGUUUCGCCCCCAUUUCACCGUCAUCAUAACCAAAUUGCAGUUUUCAGUGCCAUUCAUAUUUUCCCCCAACCAUGUAACCAAAACCGAAAAAACCAAACUCGAGUGAGUGAAAAACCACUCAGUUCAUUCCCACGCCACCGUUCUCCUCAGCAAUGGCUUCAAUCGAGUACGAUUUGGACACAUCUGGGGGUCUCAUGGACCAAAUCCAGGCUCUGAUCGCGCCCCCGCAGUCCGAGGACACGAAAUCGCGCAAGGGGGCCACCGCCACGGAGCACCCGUACUUCAAGCGGCCGGGAAAGGGGCACAACCACGACAGUUGCGACGCGUGCGGCGAAGGGGGCGAUUUGAUUUGCUGUGACAAGUGUCCGUCGAGUUUUCAUCUGCAGUGCCAUGAUCCCCCAUUGGAGGAGAAGGAUAUACCGAGUGGAGAGUGGUUGUGUCACAGUUGUAAAUAUGCAAAAAAGAGCAAUGCGCCCCAAACGAGGAACAAACGCUCGGCGUCCACGCCGGCGGGGAAAGCCCCCAAAAAGGCGAAAGUCAGUCCGAUGGAUUUGUUAAUUCAGGCUGCGAGUUCAAUGAAUCCCAAGCAGUUUGAUUUGCCCAGGAGUAUGAGUGUACCGUGCAUUUUUCCAGGGACUGAUAAAGUCGAAGCCCCAUAUUCUCGCAACGGCCGCAAAAGCAUGAAAGUCCACAAAGACCACGAGAAAAAACAAGAUGCUACAAUUUUCCUUCCAGCAAAGAAAUGCCACGAAUGUCGCAAAUCUUGCCGUGUAGCUCCGCUAAUAUCGUGCGACUUUUGCUCCCUAUACUUUCACAUGGAUUGCUUAGAUCCACCGCUAACAACGCCACCUAGCGGCCGCUGGAUGUGCCCGAAUCACGUCGAACACUAUCUCGACUCUAAACUGUUGACUUCGAUUUCGGCCACCGAACGCAUCAAACUGUGGGAUAAAUUCAACGGUCCCGUCGAUCAAGACGCCAUACGUUUGGAGUUUUUUCGUAAAAUUCACAGUAAAAAUCCGCCGUUUCGUGUAAAAAUUAAAUUGGCGUCGAAAAAUCGCGUUAAAGUACCGGCAAUGGUCAAAUAUCAUUAUCGUAAACCGGUGAAAUUGUUGCCGAGUUUGAAGGAUGUCUUGCGGUUAGAGAGUGUGUUAAACAAUCGAGAGCAGAUGGUUGAGGACGCUGUUAAGUGUGAAGAUGUUGAAGUUGUACAAAGUUUGUGUAACGGUCCGGAGGAUCAAACGUGUGAUAAAAGUACAGAUGAAAAUACGAAUAAUACUCAAGAGGACGACACAAAGGAGGAUUUUUGUCGAAAUGGUUGUAUUAAAAAUGAGGUAAUGAAUGGGGCAACGGUUGACCAAAAGGACAAUAUUUUUUUGCCGGACGUCGUCUCGGAUAUUACGAACGAAGUUGAAGUCGAAUUGAAGCAAUUAGACGACCGAUUGGUGAAACUCCUCGCUUAUCAGCGCAUCCAGCACCUGCUCAACCAGCCGAACAAUUCCGCCAACUUAAAUUUGUAUCUACCGUCGAAUUUGCAGAGCAAAUUACGUCACAUGCCUAUGCCGAGUGAAUUGUUGACGCCUGCCGAUAUCGAACGAAUAUCGCGCGUUUUUUCCAGUCCGAAGAAGAAAAUCAAGCCGAAGUCGGCGCUUCGCGCACGUGCUAUGAUGUGUCCGGUGGUUUCCCCACAUUUCUACAAUGUGCGCACGUCCGAAGUCAGUCCGAACGAUGUGCGACACGACGAUAGUUUUCUCGGAUUUAGGCCGACGGUUUCGGCGAGAUAUCCCGAAGCGGUGGCGAUGAGAUACCGGGUGUUGAAUGUGGGGAAAGGAUCGUCCAAUGAUGUCGAUUUGGAACGGUUUGGACAUUGCAAUAACAUAUCGGCAAGGCAUGCGAUCAUUUUCUACGAUGAGUUCACGAAAAACUUCGAGCUGAUCAACUACUCGUCCCACGGUACAUUUGUGAACAACGUGCUGUUUUCAAACGACACCAAUACCGAACGCCCCAAACAGUGUGAAGGAAAAAUCGUUCCGUUGGAAGUCCAAGUGCGUGAAAUCAUUGAUAGAAGACGAAAAGUAGUCCGCCAACGAAAAAACUCGUUUGAAGCGAAAAUGACAGCAAUAGAUAACAUGGAUACGAUGGAAUGUUGUUGUACAAAUGUUGGUGAAUCAUCAUCACGUAUAGGAUGGGAAGGAUCGGCAAUUUUAAACCACGGAAGUCUUUUAAGGUUCGGAUGUGUCUCGUUCGUAUUUUCGAUCGUCGAUUGUGCGGCAUAAAAAACUCACUCACAACAAAGAUACAUUUUUACUUGAUGAUUUGAAUACAACAUACAUGAUACAAACAUACGAUCUGUACAAAAAUAUGAAAUAAAUGCAGAAUUGUG